Messenger RNA from Drosophila suzukii, 2296 nucleotides. RefSeq names its product boilerman (gene boil). The record is from RefSeq and is a predicted model, not a curated record. Lineage: Eukaryota; Metazoa; Arthropoda; Insecta; Diptera; Drosophilidae.
CUACUUUGGAAGUUAAUAUAGCAACACGUACAUUUUCCAGUUCUUGAAUACUAUAUACAUUUUAUUACUGUUAUAUAUAUAUAUGAUAUUCUUUUCUAAAAAUGAGUGAAACGAAGGUGAAGCCAGACAAACUGAAAAGGCAGAGCAAGAAAACGGGGAAAGUCCCCGAUAAGAAAGUGGAUGAGGAAAAUCGGCGUCGCCGGCGGAUUUUGUGUCAAUUAUCCCGGGCUCCUGGAAAAUGUCCGCUGGGCGAUUGCGAGCAGGUGGUUUUUCCCUCGGGCCUGUUGGUUCACCUUCUCCACAAACAUGGCCACGAACCCACUUCAAUGAUAUACGAAGUUUACGAUGAUCAGCCACUGCGUUUGAACUUUAAACUCGAUGACCUUGAGCUGGAUGUGCCGCAGGCCAUUGCCAUAUUGCUGUAUGCUGGCACCGAGGAUAAAAAAGAAACUCUACCAGCUCGCCGGCACUUGAGUUUCCCGAAUAGCGGUCUUCUAAGCGAUAGACGUUGCUAUGAACAUCAUUUGACCAUGGUCCUAAUGAUUUGCAGGACCAACUGGUCUGCCAUGCUGCCCGAUCAGAAACUCGCCACCGAGCUGGAGAAGAUUGACCAGCCGGAUAAUAUCAUAUAUAUCUUGUGGCUGGUCUCUCCGGUGACCGCCAAUCGAAUGCUAUACACCCUGACCCUCUUCGAUCGUUUAUACAUACAUUCACGUUGUGUCAUUCGAAAUGCCAGGAAUUAUGUUGUCUCACAGAAUCCAAGGGAUUUUCUAAGUCUCGAAUCGGAUUACCUUCUACUUCGCCAUGAAGAUGCAUUGGAUUUAAUGGCUGAAAAGGAAAUUACCAGUCUCGAUGACAACCAGCCGGAGGGCAUUCAUUUGGAACUGUUCCUACACGAGGAUCUGUCCGCAAAUACAUUGGAGAGACGGGUCUCUAGACAUGUGUUGGAUACCUACAAUAGCCAUGGUGACAAAAUGCCACGCAACAAGAUGAAUCUGGAUAGGGAUGCCCAGGGAAAACUGUCCCUAAAUCGAAAACCCCUCUCGCUUCCCAUGGUACCAAGUCCAAAGACGUCGUAUCCGGAAAUGGAUAGCUUUCAGCCCGAGGAGGCUAACAAGAAUACAAUCGAUGAUCAGAGCAAGGAACCGUCCCCUAAGGUUUCCAAGGAAAAAACGAAGGCCAGGGAGGCGAAGGCUAAGUCUAUGCAGGGACACUCUUCUGAGUUAAUAAUAGAUAAAGAUCUUAUAAAUAAGCUUGUGACUGAUCAAAAAAAGUUUGUUAAAAAGGAACUUGAAUUGAGCCAAGAAGUAAAGCAUCUUGACAAAGAGGAAAAUGAAAAAAGCCAUAAAAAUCUCGAAGCGAAAUGGUCCAAUUAUGUAAUUGCUUCAAGGCGGAGAAAGUCCAAAGCAAAGCAGCUGAUAAAAAGCAUCCAGAAGUAUCUGCAAACUUGCCAGGAGGAAAAUUCAUCUGUAACUGAUCUCGAAGACACCCUCAGGGAAUUUGCUAAAGCGGAUCCUGACCAGCUUUUAGCCGAUAAGGGUACAAAGAAAAGAAAAUCCAUUUCACCGGAAAGACAUCCAAGGAAAUCUAGGCAAGUGAGCCCAGAAGGACCCACGGGAUCACGCGUGAGGGCAGGAUCCAACCGAGGAGUGACCAUGGAAUCCAUAGAAGAAAUCACAGCCAUUCCCAUGAGGAAACUGAAGGAAUCAUUAUUAAAUUUGCAAAUUCCGAUCACCAAAGAAGUACUGGAAACGGUGAAGGAGGCGGUAAUUAAGUCGGUCAAGGAGGCGGUUAGAAAGGUGGCCCAAGAGACUGUGAUCUCUAAAGUAAAUUUGCCGCCGGAAUUCGAGCUGCAAGAGCACGAGGUACGGGAACCUAAAACCAACAAGCCAGAAACCCAACCGGAAAUGCAAGACAAGACUAAAACCGUUACGGAAACGGAAACGACACCAAAAAACUUAGCCAAAAUCCCCGGAGUUGCCAUCAACAUUGAAUCUGUUUCCGUAACCGACUGCGAUUCAGGCUCGGAAACCUGUGCCCCGUGAUCAAGCAUCAUCUAAUUUGUAAAAGGUCAUUUGUAUAAAUCUGAAGUUACUUUCAUGGUCAGCCAUUUUCGGUUAAUCUCUUCCAAAUUUCAUCCAACGAAUUGUAAUUCUUUCCAUACAAUAAAUGACCCAAAUUCGGGCAGCAUACCUAAUACGAUUUUAUGAGGGCCAAAAUGCUUUCGUUGUUUUCAUUGGUAUUAUUUAAAUUCCAGUUUCGUUUCGUAGCCGCCACAUGAAAAUGGUCAAAUCCU